This is a messenger RNA of Medioppia subpectinata, 1176 nucleotides long. NCBI's taxonomy places the organism in Eukaryota, Metazoa, Arthropoda, Arachnida, Sarcoptiformes, Oppiidae. The record is from the annotation of a GenBank genome assembly.
AUGUGACAUUUGAUCCGCGCUUUAGGAACUGCUAACAAACAUUGGAUGACCUGAAGACCAGUCAAACCAUUGAAAAUGUUGAUCAAAGAAUACCGGAUCCCACUUCCACUGUCGGUCGAAGAGUACAAAGUGGCCCAACUCUAUAUGAUUGCCAAAAAAAGCAAAGAAGAAUCGCAGGGAACCGGUAGUGGUGUUGAGAUUAUAGUUAACGAGCCGUAUGAUAACGGACCCGGAGGUUCCGGUCAAUACACAUCUAAAAUAUAUCACGUGGGAUAUCAUUUGCCGGGAUGGCUAAAAGCAUUAUUACCGAAAUCAGUACAAACCGUUGGAGAGGAGGCCUGGAAUGCCUAUCCGUAUACCAAAACCCGUUAUACAUGUCCUUUCGUUGAAAAGUUUUUUAUAGAAAUUGAAACGAAAUAUUUUGAUGAUUGCGGGGAACGAGAGAAUGUGUUUGAACUGAACAACUCUGAGCUCAGAUCCCGAAUCGUCGAUGUUAUCGACAUCGUUAAGGAUCAGCUCUACUCAUCAGACUAUAAGAAAGAAGAGGAUCCCAAGUAUUACGUGUCGGAGAAGACAAAGCGCGGACCUCUCGGUGAGAAUUGGGUGGAAGAGCACUGGAACUCAAUGAACAACAAUCAUAAUAAAUCGAAAAACAAGUGCAUUAUGUGCGCCUAUAAGUUGGUUAGAGUCGAGUUUAAAUACUGGGGAAUGCAGACCAAGAUUGAAAAAUUCAUACAUGAAGGAGCAUUGCGUAAGAUAAUGGUUCGGGCGCAUAAGCAGGCCUGGACCUGGCAGGACGAGUGGGUCGGACUCACGAUGGCUGACAUCAGACAGAUUGAAAAGGAGACACAGGAGUACUUGAAGUCUCGUAUGGCAGCUAAUACUGACAAUUCCAGUGCCAGUGAAUCCAUUGAUGGACAACAAAAUUUGAAUACAAGCCCUUCGGGGCAAGAGAUUGAUCUGAAUGUGAUCGACAAGGAUAACGACACUUAUGUGGAUAUCAGUUCAAUGGAAGUGCCAAAGAGUAAAAACUCGUCAUCUCAUCCAUCCAUUUCGUCAAAGCAGUCGAUAUCUAGAGAUCAGGAAGUGUUAGGAGACGGCCGACGAAAGCUGUGGUCGAGGAGUAACUCUAAAGCCGGACUUCCCUCUCCCGGUGAGUGUGUUUGCAGUAAUUGA